UUGUGAGCGCCUAUCAUUCAAAGAGCUCCGUUCUUGGCAACACCGCACGUACCUAUAUAUGCAUACGUAGAAGGAGCGUAUACAUACGCAGACGGUCUCCGGAGGAGAUUGGGAAGUCAUUAUUCCAGUGAGGUUUCAGCGUUUUCGCCGGAAAGAGAGUUCCUUUUUUUUCCGGCGGAGAAUAUUACAGGUAAAUGAAGAGACGAACAGCGAAAAGAACAGCCAGGGCGAGGGCGGCGGCGAACGGCGGCGUUGAUAAUAUGAAGAAGGGGGGGAGGCUGGUGAAGUACGAGGCGUUGCCGGAGUACUUGAAGGAUAACGAGUUUAUAACGGAUUAUUACAGAUGUGAAUGGCCAUUGAAGGAUAUUGUUCUCAGCAUUUUCUCCGUGCACAACGAGACUCUCAAUAUUUGGACGCAUUUGGUUGGAUUUUUGAUAUUUUUGUGGUUGAUGGUGAUGAGCUUGACGGACAAGAUGAAGCCGGAGAACGUGAUCGCCGCUUUAUCCGGAGAGGGAAGUGACGGAUGGCUGAAGACCAAAAUGAUGAACCAAUCCAACGACUCCAACGCUAUUUUUUCGGAAUCUUAUGCAACACUUUUCGCAAAAUCAACAAUCUUUGGUGCGAAGGAAGACACUAAUUCAGUCCCGUUAUGGCCCUGGAUCGUUUUCUUGGUCGGCGCCAUGGGCUGCUUGAUAUUUAGUUCAGUAUCCCACCUCUUUGCCUGCCACUCCCGGCGUUUCUACUACUUCUUUUGGCGCCUGGACUAUACCGGGAUCUCCCUCAUGAUAGUGUGCUCUUUCUUUGCACCAAUAUACUAUACCUUCUCAGACCACCCCGAGUGGCGCUUUUUUUACCUCUCCUCAAUCACUCUUGUAGGCAUUCUAGUAGUUCUAACCCUGCUCUCCCCAGCUCUAUCCAGUGGACGUUUCAGGUCUUUCCGUGCAACCCUCUUUCUCUGCAUGGGAUUCUCAGGGGUAAUUCCAGCAGCUCAUGCAGUAGUUCUCCACUGGGGUCAUCGCCAAAUACUGUGGUCACUUGUAUAUGAGAUAGUAAUGGGGCUUUUAUAUGGUGUUGGGGCAGUGUUUUACAUGACUAGGAUCCCCGAGAGAUGGAAACCUGGUGCAUUUGAUAUUGUAGGCCACAGCCAUCAGAUUUUCCAUGUUUUCGUUGUUGCAGCAGCCUUGUCCCACAGUGCAGCCACCAUGAUUAUCAUGGAAUGGAGACGAGGUUUACAAGCGUAAGAAUUCACGACAAACGUGAACUGAUUGGAUGAUUGAGGGGACUGAGCAUCCUCCUAAUUGUUGUAUUCUUUGGUUUCAUAUAGUUUUCUUCUUUCUUGGAUAGUGAUGUUCAUAUUUGAUGCUUGUGAUGGAGCAUCAAGUAUUUUAACCACUGUACUUGUAUUCUUGGUAGCAAAAGGUAAUGUGGUUCACUGAUA
Messenger RNA from Sesamum indicum (sesame), 1438 nucleotides. RefSeq names its product heptahelical transmembrane protein 2. Gene Ontology annotation, molecular function: signaling receptor activity. NCBI's taxonomy places the organism in Eukaryota, Viridiplantae, Streptophyta, Magnoliopsida, Lamiales, Pedaliaceae. Gene Ontology annotation, biological process: response to hormone. The record is from RefSeq and is a predicted model, not a curated record. Gene Ontology annotation, cellular component: membrane.